Trifolium pratense (red clover) is the source of this 647-nucleotide messenger RNA. RefSeq lists its product as uncharacterized. The transcript has a single exon. NCBI's taxonomy places the organism in Eukaryota, Viridiplantae, Streptophyta, Magnoliopsida, Fabales, Fabaceae. The coding region runs from base 37 to 483 and encodes 148 amino acids. The record is from RefSeq and is a predicted model, not a curated record.
GGCUCUAAUUGCCAUCAUUUGAAGUAAUCUUGCAACAUGACAAAGAAAGAUAGCAAAGGAAGCAAGCUCUCAAGGUACAUGAAGGCACCAUUAAGGAUCCUAAAAAAGGUAAGGGACAUGUAUGUUCAUGGCAUGAUCCAAUGUUCUCAUGACUUAGCUUAUGUAGAUCAUGUAACCAUGGGAUGUCCUGUCCAGCUUUACUCCCUUCCUAGGAGCUAUAGUGUUAACUCUACAACAUCUACCACAAGUAAUGAUGAUUUCAAGGAACUCGUAAGGGCUGCGUCGCUUAAGAUAAGAGACUGUAAUCGUGUUGAGUUGGGUGCGAAAGCGAUGAAGAUGCCUCAGAGUAGUAGUGUUGGAAUUGGAAGGAUUGAAGAAGACAAGAUAUGUGAGUUUGAAGACAAUGAUGAUAUCAAGGUCAAGCCCCUUCUUUAUUCACAAAGUAGAAGUUGUGCUAUUCGCAAGGGAGCAAGUAUGUUUUAAUUAUUAAUAUACCAUAAAAUAUUAGUAUUGUUUAGUUUACAAUUAUUUAAUAUAAAAUUGAAUUUUGUCUCUUAAAAUUAUAAUAAACUCAAACUCUUAUUAGCAUGGAUGUUAGUAAGUGUUAGUAUAUGUUUUAAUUGAUUUGAAAGUUUAUUGGUGUUGUA